AUGGAGCGAGGCUAUCAGCUUCGGAAUCCCCUCGACUCUCUCGUCCAGGCGGAGGUUACGGAGUGGGGUCAAUACGUCGCCGCGAGGACUGCGAAUGGGACAAGGCCGAUGCUAAAGAGGAGUCGGAAGAAGCCUGCAAUUGUUGACGAUAAGAUGACUAGCGAAGACUGGGCAGUGAUUGCAGAAUACCUGGCCAUCCUGAAGCCGCUGAAGAUAGCGACGAAGCGGCUGGAAGGCAGACCUGAAGAGGGCAAACAUGGGGCGGUCUGGGAAGUCCUGCUGACAAUGGAAUGGCUUCUGAGGCACCUGGAGGAGUCUAAGAUGCAGCAUGAACACGAUGAAGAGCCUUACUUGCGAGUGGGUUGCAACCUCGGCUGGAUGAAGCUGGAUAAGUACUAUGCACUUACUGAUGACAGCCCCGUUUACCUUGCGGCCCUUGUUCUUCAUCCUGCUUUUCGUUGGCCCGCCAUCGAAUCUCAAUGGGCUGAUCAUCCAGAAUGGUUGGAUAGAGGUAAAGAAGCUGUUCGAGAACUUUGGGAAGAAUAUAGAGGACUACCCUUCGAGAAGGAUGCGAUCUUGGAAGCUCCCACCGCCGCGAGAAAAACAACCGACUUGGAUGAAUUUAUGGCAUCUGUCAGGAAGGCCAGCACUCAGCGUGCGUCAUCAGCACCAUCUACACGAGAUGAGUAUGCCGAGUGGUUGUCUACGCCGGAACCCGGUGACGGCCUGGUCGAUAACCCGGUUCAAUACUGGCUUCUCCGGCGACGACAAUAUCCGAACCUAUCGCGAAUGGCGAUUGACCUCUUUUCGAUUCCUGCGAUGUCUUCUGAGCCAGAACGGAUAUUUAGUCUUGCAGGGCAGAUGAUCACGCCUUCAAGAAGACGGCUGCAAGCAGAUAUUGUAGGAGCGGCCCGAUGCAUCUCAUCGUGUGAGAAAAGUGGGGCUAUCCAAAUUAUCCAAAUAAAUUCAAAUCUGCCCAGGUGA
This is a messenger RNA of Cordyceps fumosorosea ARSEF 2679, 984 nucleotides long. Its product is annotated as Ribonuclease H-like protein. The coding region runs from base 1 to 984 and encodes 327 amino acids. The record is from RefSeq and is a predicted model, not a curated record. The transcript has a single exon. Lineage: Eukaryota; Fungi; Ascomycota; Sordariomycetes; Hypocreales; Cordycipitaceae. Gene Ontology annotation, molecular function: protein dimerization activity.